Kickxella alabastrina is the source of this 1197-nucleotide messenger RNA. RefSeq lists its product as uncharacterized. The coding region runs from base 304 to 840 and encodes 178 amino acids. The transcript has a single exon. NCBI's taxonomy places the organism in Eukaryota, Fungi, Kickxellomycota, Kickxellomycetes, Kickxellales, Kickxellaceae. Gene Ontology annotation, cellular component: membrane. The record is from RefSeq and is a predicted model, not a curated record.
CAGGCAUUGUUUCUUCCUGGUUAUAUACAGGGGCGUGUCCCAACUCCUUCCUGCAAUUUUUUAAACACCACACAUUUUUCUUCUUUGCGCUCCACGACAACGCUUUUUAUUUUAUUCUUUAUUUUCCAAAAAAUAAAACAAGUGCGCUUUAGUUACCAAUAACAAGGACGCGCGAUCAAACGAUCAAGCGAUAUUUUACGUACAAUAUCCACACUUCGUUCCAGUGGCAUCGCUCUGCCGGCAGCGCGUUUAAAUUCAAUCUCGCAUAUUUUUACGACCACACCCUUUUACACGCGUAUAAGAAUGAAGAUGAGUGGGAUAUCCUUGAGCGAAAACGAUAAAUGGUUGAUUGGGCUGUCGGUUGUGAUGCCGCCGCUGGCCAUGUACCUCAAGUUCGGCAGGUCGAAAACGCUGACUACAAACUGCCUGCUCACAGUCUGUUUGCUGCUUCCAGGAAUCUUUCACGCAAUCAAUUCGAUUUUCAGCUAUCCAAGCGUGGUGUUUCGCGGAAGGAGCGAGCCAAAGAACAUCUCUGACUCGCGCGAUGAUGGGGUCAUCUGGGGCAUACCUCAGGAUCAGUUCCAGAGUAUCAGUCACUCAAUCCGCGUGCUCGAGGCACAAAACAUAGCGCUAAAGAGCAGCCCUGUGCGAGUCAAGUCAGCUUCGGAGCUUUCGCUGGCAUCCGGAUCAAGGUCACAGCUUACUAUAACCACCAGCUCAACAGCCAACGAGUCGUACAUGGCGUACUUGCAUGGUCAGGCACCACUGCUCAACCCCAGCUAUGGCUGGGGACCGGCAGCGAUGGGCCAGUUGCCGUUAAAAGUGGGCAUCGCACAUUGAAACAUGCGGCGCGUUUGGUUGGGGGAGAGCGGCUGCAGCGGCGGCGGGAUAAAUGCUGCUAAACAUAGCAAACCAAUGGCCCAAUCAUGGGCGAUGACCAAACGAGAUGCAUCUUGCACCCAGGUUUGGUUUAAUAUCUGUGUAAAUGAAGGGGUAGAUUAAUCCAGUCUAGUACCUGUAUAAAUUUGUCAUGUCGCAAUUAUGCAUAAUGAAUGACAUCAAACCUGACUUUAUUAUUUUCUGUGGUGACUGCGAGUGUGUAUAUCUUAGAAAAGAGAGGGAGUUUGAAAAGCCUCCAUUUGUCCACCUUGCUUUGAUUUUUUGGAGUAGUACAGCGCAGCACACACACGUAGUUCU